Trichophyton benhamiae CBS 112371 is the source of this 1911-nucleotide messenger RNA. RefSeq lists its product as uncharacterized. The coding region runs from base 1 to 1911 and encodes 636 amino acids. The record is from RefSeq and is a predicted model, not a curated record. The transcript has 6 exons. Lineage: Eukaryota; Fungi; Ascomycota; Eurotiomycetes; Onygenales; Arthrodermataceae.
AUGUUCUAUACACUCUCUCUUUUGGCGCUUUGCGCUACCACGGCAACUGCAUCUUAUGGAAGCAAUUUGAACUACCGCAGUCCUUCGCUUCAUCAUCCCUCCCUCGGUAUUUCUGUACCCAAGGUCCUGAAGAGAACCGACCCGGCUAUUGAGUUCGCACCCGAAAAAUUGAACUUCACUCACGGUGUAGCGUCUGGAGACCCCUAUGCCACCUCCGUCAUCCUAUGGACGAGAUGUUCUCCACAAUUUGACGAUGUCAACGAUAACAGCACCGUAUCUGGUGAUGUGCCACUUUACAACCCUGUUCCAGUUCACAAAGACACAGAUGAACAUAAACCCGUCUCCAAGGCUCCUAUUUGCUUAGAAUUUAAGGUUUCCACGGAUGAGAAGUUCAAGAAGGUCAUUGAGAAGGGCACUGUCUAUACCAGUUCUGAUGUCGAUUAUACUGUCAAGGUUGAAGCCACGAAACUAAAGCCGUUCACCGAAUACUACUACCAAUUCAAUGUCUGUGACUCUGACAAGAAGAGUCCAAUUGGACGCACCAAGACUGCGCCAGCUGAGGAUGACCUGGUGGAGGAUAUCUCCCUCGCCGUCUACUCUUGUAGCAACUACCGUAAGUUUGACCACCAUUACUGUAAAGAUUUCAAAUAUUUAACUAUUUCAAUAGCCUUUGGCUUCUUCAACGCCUACGGAAAUCCAGUGCGAAAGGAUUCCGUUGACUACGUGCUUCAUCUUGGUGGCUCUGGAAAAGACAUUGGACGAGUUCCAUUGCCUGACCGUGAUAUCUUCACUCUAUAUGAUUACCGCAAGCGUCAUGCCACCUACAGAACUGAUCUUGACUUGCUUGCCAGUCACCAACGCUUCCCUUGGAUUCCAGUUUGGGAUGACCAUGAGGUCGCCGAUAACACCUACCGUGAUGGGUCAUCUAAGCUUAACAACACUGAGGAGUCCUUCGUUGCAGACGGUGGAAUCAGUACUGACCAGAGAAAGAUGAACGCUGUUCGCGCUUAUUUUGAAUGGAUGCCUAUCAGACAAGUGGAAAUGGAUGACAACCUCCGUAUUUGGCGCAACUUCCAGCUCGGCUCCCUUGUUGAUGUUAUCAUGCUUGACACCCGUGUGUAUGAUCGAUCUAUUACCGACCUAACGUGGAAUAAGGGCUACGUUAGCCAACUUCGCGGUGAUGCUAGCCGCAGUUUGAUGGGCUCUCGUCAGGAAAAUUGGUUCUACCGCAACCUCAUCGAGUCUGCCGAGCGAGGUGCUAAGUGGCGUGUCAUCGGCAGCCAGGUCGUGUUCUCCCACAUUAACGAGUCUGCUGCCUUUGGUGCUGCCCGUAACCUCAACAAUGAUGCCUGGAGCGGUUAUCAAGCAAAUAGAAACCGCACGUUCAAGACCCUCUACGAUCACAAAAUUCCAAACAACAUCAUGAUUGCAGGCGACAGCCAUGCCAACUGGGUCAGUGAUCUUGUCUGGCUUGAUGAGGUCCCAUAUGAUCCAAAGACCGGCGAGGGUGCCAUUGGUGUCGAGUUUGCCGGGUCUGCCAUCUCUUCACCAUCUCCUGCUGGCAGUAAAAUAAACCUUAAGAACUCGAUUGAGAAGUCCAAGCUACUCGCAACCACCAACAAGGUCCUGCAGUGGUCCGAACUGUACUACCGUGGCUACUUCGAGCUGCACUUCAACCAGAAGGAAGUCCAGGCUCGGUUCUUUGGAACUCCCCAUAUCCGUGACCGAAACCCAGAUGAGAUCUCUCUGGCCAACUUCACUGUCAAGGCGGGAGCCAACCGCCUUGACCGCGGCAACGUAGGUGUUCCUGGCGGUGGCGUGGUAGAGAACGGAUGGCUCAAGGGUGGAAAAGUUGUUCAGACCAACUUGACCAACAACACCGAGAGCGGAAUGUGGCACAUCAACAAGUAA